GUGUUUCAGCGGUCGACGGAGAUGAAGCCCUGAUGAUAUUUUUGACCACUGUCCAAUAACGUCGCCCACAGUGACCUAAUACCUGAAGUAAAGCUGGGGAGGAAAUGUAUUGGUGAAUGCCAUGUUCGUAAUGCUGAAUAUCGAUCGGUCCGCCUCGUACAGCGUUCUGAUUAGCGGAGGCUGCACUGGCGUUGCCAUGGAGAUGAUGUCAUCGUCUGCAUUAUGUUUAUUGAUUAUUCCAGCGAGAAGACAAAGCUGAUGAAUGAUGGUGGCACUGCUUGAGCGUAUCUAGGCCGCCAUUUUCAGACCAGUCGCUGUGAACGUCGGAAUUGCCACUUGUUCGAGUGGUCGGAGACACAGGAGGGUUUUAUAAACAGUUCCUCUAAACAGAGUGAUCAACCCAACGGUGUCGGAACCACCAUCUUUCCAGUGCCCUGUUUCUAUCGUGUCCGUGAUCAGGAAUUACAUUAACGAUGGGAACGGUGUUGUCGUUUUCUCCCCGACCCCGGAAACCUCUGUACGAAGACAUCAACCUCAACAACUUCAACUAUGAGGUUCUCCACAACGUCAAGAACCAAGCGAAAGACAAGGAGAAAGAAAAGGAGAAGAACCUGAAACGCCAUUCCAUCUUCCUCAGUGCCCUCAGCUGGAAGAAGUUCACCGUGAAUAGCAAGAAGAAGGAGAAAGGUCUUAUCAAACUCUCCAACACAACGUUCCUUGCCAGUAAGUUUGACAAUAACUGUAACAUUGAGAAUGUUAAUAUCAACAAAAACAUCCAGAAAUCCAUAUCUUGCUAUAACCUUAAAACCGGAAUCGAUGAAAGUCAAUCUCAGCAUUCUAACCUUGUUAAGAAAGUGGAAAAAUGUCUCAGCCCAAAGCGAACCGUGAUUCAAGCCUCCACGUCAGAACUGUUGAAAUGUCUAGGAGAAUAUUUGAAGAAGAAGUGUAAAAAAUUACGUCAUUUUGAGGCAAGUGAUGUAAUUAUGUGGCUCCGAAGCGUUGACAGGUCUCUCCUUCUACAAGGAUGGCAGGACGUCGCGUUCAUCAACCCGGCGAAUGUUGUGUUUGUGUAUUUGCUUAUACGAGAUAUGGUCACCAGUGAUACGGAGUCUGAACAUGAUCUACAGGCCACUGUUCUCACGUGUCUAUACCUUUCCUAUUCAUACAUGGGUAACGAGAUCAGCUACCCUCUCAAACCAUUCCUAGUGGAAGAUGACAAGGACAGAUUCUGGGACCGAUCCCUUGUCAUAGUAAACAGGCUUAGUCCGAGUAUGCUACGGAUUAACAGAGACCCAAGCUUCUUUACAGAGAUUUUCACAGAACUUAAGUCAUACUCCCCUUGCAUAUGACAGACUUGAUCGACUGUAAACAAACAAGAUCGAUAACCUGAAACGGACAGUAUGCCGACCUGGUCUAUGUAACAUAGCUAGGGAAAGGCUUGGUUUGUCUUGUGAGAUUCAAGAACAACCUAAAUGUGAUACAGACUACACAUAAGACUUUAGGGGAAAAUGUGUCCCUUUUUCGGAAAUGCAACCGCCUCUGGAUGCCGCAAGGCCUCAUUUUUCCAAAGAUACAUAUCUGGUUAUUACUGGACCCAGCCCACAGGAAUAUUUCCUUCACCAACAUAGCGUUCGUUCUUGUUUGUAUAGUGACUAUGUGGACUCUCGAAACGAUAACAACCAGAUUCUCCAGAAAUGAUUCCAUAAAUUGGGCCAGUGGCACACGCCUGUUUAGUCGUAGUCAGGUUCGAAAUACAAGUCUGCCUGCGAGAUGCUGAUAAUAUUGGGUAACACAAUGGCGGACGUGUAGCAGACGAUUUGACUUACUCGACGCUUCCAAACAAUAUACUGUGAAUAUAUUUUAUUUUACUGUGUGGAUAUCCCGAAAUCCAAGACCGUGCUUACUUCGAGAUAGCAUAACGCUUCCGGAGCAGACGACAGCUGGCUCGAAGUCAAGACAAGUGGACAUUUUCAGAUCAUGUGAGCACAAAACGACAAUGUUAUCUCUGAUAAUGUCCCAAUAACGGGGAGUACAAUAUUUCAUAUGAAACAAAUCCAUGAAACCUCUGAGCUUGGAACCUUGUGUUAGUCACGUGAUAGUAUACGUGCAGUCAUAUGUUCAAGGUUGACGGAGAAAUCAAUAUGCCAGUAUAAGCUUGUGAUGAAUGAGUAACUUUUGUACAAAACAGCAGAACCGUGGUACUGCAUGGAUAAUCAACGUGCGAUAUCGCUCUCAGAUGUUCCCGUCUCGUGGAGAUUGACAGUAGACAUAAUACUGUAAGGACUCAUACCGUCAAUAAAUUGUGACGUUGGUUCCAAAGACGUUUCGGUGUACGCAGAAACCAUUCCAGCGGUGAAGUGUUCUACAGUCACCGAAAUCAAUAUCAGCCGCGGGCGGGUUCUCGGCGUUCAAUAUCACUCCCGUGUUGAGCAUUCCGAUAGAAUGUUGCACCGUGACUGCUGUUGAAGGUUGAACGAUGUAAUAAUGUGUGCGAGAUGGACGCCAUGGGGCGUCUCGCGGGAGGGGGAAUUGCGAAUUGCUUCUGUUAUUAUUUAUAAAGUUGAUUUCAUGUCUCUUUAUAUAUCGAUCAUGUUAAUAACUUUUUAACUAACGUG
Molecule: messenger RNA, 2615 nt
Organism: Haliotis rubra (blacklip abalone)
Lineage: Eukaryota; Metazoa; Mollusca; Gastropoda; Lepetellida; Haliotidae
Product: cyclin-dependent kinase 5 activator 1-like
Exons: 1
Coding region: 474-1349 (291 amino acids)
Biological process (GO): positive regulation of cyclin-dependent protein serine/threonine kinase activity; activation of protein kinase activity
Cellular component (GO): cytoplasm; protein kinase 5 complex
Molecular function (GO): protein kinase binding; cyclin-dependent protein serine/threonine kinase activator activity
Source: RefSeq, a predicted model, not a curated record